This is a messenger RNA of Cyprinus carpio (common carp), 3994 nucleotides long. Its product is annotated as CREB-regulated transcription coactivator 2. The transcript is spliced from 13 exons. Gene Ontology annotation, biological process: positive regulation of transcription by RNA polymerase II; protein homotetramerization. Gene Ontology annotation, cellular component: nucleus; cytoplasm. The record is from RefSeq and is a predicted model, not a curated record. Gene Ontology annotation, molecular function: cAMP response element binding protein binding. The coding region runs from base 118 to 2268 and encodes 716 amino acids. Lineage: Eukaryota; Metazoa; Chordata; Actinopteri; Cypriniformes; Cyprinidae.
GCUCGUGCCCCUAGAGGGCUCGUGUCCGCGUCUCUCUCUCUCUCGGUGUGUGUCGUUUCUCCGCUCGCUCGGUUCUCGGUUCUCCGGUGUGUAUGUGAGCUCGGUGUCCCGCUCAUCAUGUCCUCCGCGGGAGCUGCUUGCGGACCGGCACCGGGACCGAAUCACGGCGGUUCUGUUCCCGCGCCCGGCGCCUCAAACCCGCGAAAGUUCAGCGAGAAGAUCGCGCUGCACACUCAGAGACAGGCGGAGGAGACGGCGGCGUUCCAGGAGGUCAUGAUGGACCUCAGCUCCACCCGGAUUCAGGCGCAGAAGGUCCGUUUGGCCCGAAAUCAGGGUCCGUAUUACGGUGGAUCUCUACCUAACGUCAACCAGAUCGGCAGGAACGCUUCGGAACUGCAGGGUGUGUUCCCCUCUCCGCUGGACUCCAGUCGCUCCACGCGUCAUCAUGGUCUGGUGGAGCGUGUUCACAGAGACCGGCGCUUCAUCUCUCCCAGCAGACCCUACAGAAGACAAACGGACAGCUCUCACAGCAGCUCAGUGUAUCUGUCUCCGCCCCCCGACCCCAGCUGGAGAAGGAACUGGAACAGUAACUUUGCGACGGACAAGAGCCAGAUAUUCCAGCAGCUGCCGAGCACAGCCCUCAACAGGACUAACUCGGACUCGGCGCUGCACACCAGUGUGAUGAAUCCUCCGGCUGGAGACCCGUUCUCCACAGGACUCCGCCGACCGGACGGUUUCUCUUAUCCUGCUCCCAUCGAGGAGAACAGCCCUGACGACGGACGCCUCCUCAAGCCCUGGGACUCCAGAAAGCUGCCGCAGCUCUCUUCACGACCGAAGUCCUGUGAGGUGCCUGGAAUCACUGUGUUUCCGUCUCCGGACCAGCAGGGCGGCGCUCCUCACGGCCCGAUGAUGUUGAACACAGGCGGCUCUCUGCCGGAUCUGUCCAGCCUGCACUUCCCGUCGCCGCUGCCGACCCCGCUGGACCCGGACGAGCCGGGAUACCCGUCUGUGAGCGGCGGCGGCAGCACGGGGAACCUGUCCUGCACCCUCACGCAGCUCGGCAUCCACAGCCCCGGCGCCUUCUACUCCACAGGUCUGCUGCCGUCUAUGCAGGGUACGUCCAGUAACCCCUCCCUCCAGUCGUCGCUUAGCAACCCCAACAUCCAGUCAUCUCUCAGCGCUCACUCGUUCCACAACUCGCUGAGCUCCGCCUCCCUGCACUCGUCCCUGAGCAACCCCUCCCUCCAGUCUUCGUUAAGCUCCUCCCCCUCGCUGAGGUCAUCCCUCAGCAGCCAGUCGCUGCAGUCGUGGCUCAGUAACUCCUCCCUCAGCGGCUCCUCCUCCGCGCUGCAGCCGCAGACGAGCUCAUCCCCGCGCAGACGAGCGCAGCUGACCCCCGUGAUCCUGCCUGCAGACACACGCAGACUACACCCCAAACAGUUCUCCCCCACCUCCUCCACCCUCAGCUCCAUCACACAGGGCGUGGCUCUGGACACCAGCAGGCGGCAGGGGGAUCAGAGGUCAUCUCCGUAUUCUUUUGGCCAGCAGCAGCAGCAGGUCCAGAAGGGUCCGGGUCUUCACCUGCACAACAUGCAGAACCUGCAGAAGACCUUCCAGAUGCAGCCGCUGAAGCGUCCGAGCCCCGGUCAGAACCAGAACCCCAGCGCCGUGAGUUACAGGUCUGCAGACGCCUCGCAGCCGGAUGCGCAGACGGGACAGACCCGGUCCGAGCAGCAGAACAAGCCGCUCCCUCCUCUACAGCAGAUCAGUCCGGCUCUCAGCGGAGACCUGGACCUGUACAGCGUGAGUAAUAACGGAGUACCAUUCUGUGCUUGUGCUAGCAGUACAUAUUACAUAAUAGUGCACUACAGUAAUCUAACAGCACUAACAGAACACUUGAGUCUGGACUCUCAGCUGGAGGCUGUGAAUCAUGAGGGUGGUUCUGCUGCGGUUCUGAAGGCUCAGAGCGGCUCGUAUCAGGGUCAGCCGGCGCAGAUGGAGCUGCUGGACCCCUCAGAACAACAGAUGAUCAACCAGAGCCAGAGCUACACAGACGGGCGGCACGCCGUGCCCAACAUCAUCCUGACCGGAGAUUCUUCAGGACUGUCUAAGGAGAUCACGAGCGCGCUGUCGUGUGUCCCGGGCUUCGAGAUGGACCCGUUCUCGUCUGACAACCCGCUGGAGGGUCUGGGCAUGCUGACCGACGGUGACCUGAUGCUGGCUGACCCCGCCGUGGAGGACUCCUUCCGCUCUGACCACCUCAAGUGACUCGAGAACACGCGCUUGAACCCUGAGCUUCUGCCCUUUAAUGCUGCGCUUCUCAGACGAUCAAAGCCGCACCGUCCACUUCCUGUUACAGAUGACCAAUCACAGCCACGUGCCUCCACCGAUUGCUGCUCAGGCGCUUCAGUCCCAGCAUGCACUGCACCGCACCAGGUUAAUGCAAACCCACUCGUGCGCUUAAGAGUGUUUCGUUCAGAUCUGACGAGUGAAACGCUUCAUUUGAUCUGUUUGAUGUCUCAGCCAAUCACGUGAGUUUGGGGCGGGGCUAAUGUUCUGAUUGACCAGUGACAGCGGCUGUGUUCAGAACAGCAUACUCUCAUACUGUACUGCAUGUGUGGAAGACAACAGGACAGAUAGCGUAUCCCAAAAUGCAUUGUGCUUGGCUUUCUCCUGACAAUGCAAAAUAAAUUUAGAUUUUUAUUUCUGUGCGGUGAUGCAUACUGUCAAUUGUGGAAUAAUUGACCUACAUAUUUAAUCUAAUAUAUUUGUUUUUAAUAUAUGUUACUAUGUAAAAGUAAUUAAUUCCUUGCUGCUAAUUACAUCUUCAACAGUGUAAUUAAAAAAAAAAAAAAAUAUAUAUAUAUAUAUAUAUAUAUAUAUAUAUAUAUAUAUAUAUAUAUAUAUAUUAUAUAUAUAUAUAUAUAUAUAAUGGCAUAAAUUAUUCAUGAACUGGGGAGAAGGUUACAUUAAACACAUAUAUUUUAACAAUUAAAUGUUAAAUUUUUAAGUUUUAUAUAGAAUUGUUCUAUAGUCCAAACAGUAUUUAAUGCAGUUAGAUCAGAAUGAACUGUACUUAAAUUACAGACAAAUUAAGAGUAAUCUGUUACUUGAAUUCUUCAAAGGAAGAGCAAUGAAAAGUGCAGUAAUUAUUUACUUAAUUGACUGUUUACGUAAUUUAUUACUGUGUGAGUAUAUAUACAAUCAGUGAUGCAACUCAUAGAAUGACAGCAGAGAACAGUGUCGUUUUACAGAUUAGUAUGCACUGUAUAGUGUGCACUGUGGAGUAUGCAGUGAGCUAGUAUGCUGUUUUAAACACAGCCGUUAUCUUUAGACAUGCGUCACAUGAGAACAGAUGUGUUUUGUCCCAGAAUUCAGUCUGUUCAUGUUUAGUGAUGAUCUCUGAUCCAGACUAACUAGUCUCCUCUCUGUACUAGUUAAAGCAGCAGCGUGUUUGUCGCCGCAUGCGCUGAACCACUGAAACUGUGUCGUAAAUAACCAAAUGUGUGUGUGUGUGUGUGUGUGAGGUUUGCCUGCACUCUCUUCUGCCUAUAUUUGCACGAUUAUUCUCCCGAGCAAGGCCAUAUUCGGAGGAACAUGUAUUUUUAUUUUAUUUUAACUAAAUAUUGCGUACUAUGAGAUUUAUUUUUAAAUAAAGUUGCUAUAGAUGUUUAUGCGCAUAAAUGUAUAUUUGUAUAUGAAACUAAUUAAUGUGUUGAGAAAUGUGUCGAUCGUCAGGUGGAUUAUGAAUGUUUUCAGGUGAAUCUCUCAAAUUUAGUCAACAACAAAACGUCCCCAAAAUCAAAGGCAUGAAAAUAUAAAUGAUCAUUUCAGUGAGAUGCUGGAAAUUAUUUUGAGAGAAAUCUAGAAUCAGUUUUCAUUACAAUCAGAUCUUAGAAUCUCAUGGGCAUUUUAUCGAUCACAUUGUUACAUUCAUUUUGCCAUAAAAAUACUCAAGCUUAUGGAAGCUGGUUUCCGCCAUGGAAUAAAAAUU